AUGAUCGUCAAUCCGAUGGACAAUAUCGGUUCGUACAUUACCACACAAGGCGCUUCAAUCCUUUCUCGGGAUGGAAAUUAUUCAACCGGAUAUAAUGCUACAAUUCCAUUGGGCAUAAAUCCGCAGCCUCUCUACAUUCAAAAUCCAGCUUCGGUUACUACGGGUCAUCAUCAAUUUGCCUCUCCACACAACUUUUCUUUGGUGCCGCAAAAUUCGUUGCCUACUCCAAUUCAUAUCAAAACGCGGGUAUUUGUGCCGAAUCAGAUUGUUGGUAUUCUUAUUGGGACUAAGGGUCAGACAAUCAAGAGUGUUAUAGCGGAAUGCGGUGCCAUUAUAAGGAUUGAAGGUGAUCGUGAUCCGACUCCAUCUUCCUCUUCGGUUCAUCAAAACACAAAUAAUUCUGUCGCUGCCAGCCAAGAAAAUAGUUAUAAUAACAACACCAAGAGCACAACUACUUGUGUUGAAGAUCCUUCUGUUAUUACUAGUGAUCAUCAUUCUCAAGAGGUUGGUGAUAACGCUGGUGAUAAAACUUCGAAUGGUCCGAUUGUGGCGCCUGCAGCUGUUGAUUCUUUGGAAACUUGUGAAGAGGUCACUAUUACUGGUCAUGCCAAUGGUGGGCACAAAAAGAAUAAUAUCGUUGCUGGACAUCCACCAGGUCCAGAUCAACGAGGAGUGUUCAUUUCUGGAUAUGACUUUCAAGUUUCUAGGCAAUACUACGCCUCUCAAGGAAUGCUUGGUCAGACAAUUAAGAGUGUUAUAGCGGAAUGCAGUGCCAUUAUAAGGAUUGAAGGUGAUCGUGAUCCGACUCCAUCUUCCUCUUCGGUUCAUCAAAACACAAAUAAUUCUGUCGCUGCCAGCCAAGAAAAUAGUUAUAAUAACAACACCAAGAGCACAACUACUUGUGUUGAAGAUCCUUCUGUUAUUACUAGUGAUCAUCAUUCUCAAGAGGCGCUCUUUUGGGUAUUCAAGAAGUAAGUUGGUUUUUUUUAAUUGCGGCUCUUUGAGGGGUUUCUUAUCGAUUUU
Messenger RNA from Meloidogyne enterolobii, 1023 nucleotides. The record is from the annotation of a GenBank genome assembly. Lineage: Eukaryota; Metazoa; Nematoda; Chromadorea; Rhabditida; Meloidogynidae.